Messenger RNA from Chelonia mydas (Green sea turtle), 2231 nucleotides. Its product is annotated as zinc finger protein 2. The transcript is spliced from 11 exons. Lineage: Eukaryota; Metazoa; Chordata; Testudines; Cheloniidae. Gene Ontology annotation, biological process: regulation of DNA-templated transcription. The record is from RefSeq and is a predicted model, not a curated record. Bases 16 to 1836 code for a protein of 606 amino acids.
UCUGGGCAUGCGCACAUGGAGGGGGCGGGAGUCCCGCAUGCUCAGAGGCAGAGCUCCCCCUCUGCUGCUGCGGGACCGAGGUGUGCGGGAGGGUCUGUGCCGGGGCGACCUUCAUUAACGUCCCCGGCCUGGGCCCUGCCCGCCCCGCUGCCGCCUCCAGGCUGCAGAACGACGUCCAUGGUUCACUCCAGCUCGUCCCAUCCUCCCGUGGGACAGGGAACAGAAACGGAUGCAGUGGAGCCAGCUCAGGGUCCGGUGACCUUCGAGGAGGUGGCUGUGUAUUUCACCAGGGAAGAGUGGGCUCUGUUGCACCCUGCUCAGAGAGCUCUCUACACAGAUGUCAUGCAGGAGAACUAUAAGAAUGUGACCUUGCAGGAGUUUCCAGUUUCCAAACCUGAUGUGAUCUCCCAGCUGGAACAAGGGGAAGAGCCAUGGGUCCCACAGGAAAGAGAGAUCCUGAGAGCUCCCUGCACAGGCUGCAGAACGACGUCCAUUUUUCACUCCAGCUCCUCCCAUCCUCCCAUGGGACAGAGAAGAGUAAUGGCUGCAGUGGAGCCAGCUCAGGGUCCGGUGACCUUCGAGGAGGUGGCUGUGUAUUUCACCAGGGAAGAGUGGGCUCUGUUGCACCCUGCUCAGAGAGCUCUCUACGGAGAUGUCAUUCAGGAGAACUAUAAGAAUGUGACCUCGCUGGGGUUUCCAAUUUCCAAACCUGAUGUGAUCUCCCAGCUGGAACAAGGGGAAGAGCCAUGGGUCCCAGAGGAAAGAGAGAUCCUCAGAGCUCCCUGCACAGCAGGUGAUGCAAUGCUUUGUGAGAAAGAGGAGCAGAAUUCUCAGCAGGAAAAUGUUGAACAAGUGGAUAAACACAGAGAAUUAAAGCAAAGAUGGAAAAGGAGUGUGUCCAGGAAUCAUGAGCAGGGAAAAUCCUUUGCGAUUCAUCACAGACCAGAAAGAGAGCAGGGAAACCAGCCAUUGGAGAAAAUGGGUAAAUUUAUUUCCUGUCGGGGAACUCAGCAGGGCCUCAAGGAAACCACAAUCCAGCAGGAAAUCCUCAGGAGAAAGAGGAAAAAUACAUGCAGUGAGUGUGGGAAAAGCUUCACUCAAAGAUCAGGCCUUUCUACUCAUCAGAGAAUCCACACAGGGGAGAGGCCCGACGAAUGCAGUGAGUCUGGGAAAAGCUUCACUUCCAGCUCAGCCCUUUCUAAUCAUCAGAGAAUCCACACCGGAGAGAGGCCCAAUGAAUGCAGUGAGUGUGGGAAAAACUUCAGUAGCAGCUCAGCCCUUUCUACUCAUCAGAGAAUCCACACAGGGGAAAGGCCCUACGAAUGCAGUGAGUGUGGGAAAAGCUUCAUUCAAAGAUCACACCUUUUUCACCAUCAGAGAAUCCACACAGGGGAGAGGCCCUACAAAUGCAGUGAGUGUGGGAAAAGCUUCACUAGCAGCUCAGCGCUUUCUAAUCAUCAGAGAAUCCCCACAGGGGAGAGGUCCUACGAAUGCAGUGAGUGUGGGAAAAGCCUCACUAGCAGCUCAGCCCUUUCUAAACAUCAGAGAAUCCACACAGGGGAGAGGCCCUACGAAUGCAGUGAGUGUGGGAAAAGCCUCACUAGCAGCUCAGCCCUUUCUAAUCAUCAGAGAAUCCACACAGGGGAGAGGCCCUAUGAAUUCAGUGAGUCUGGGAAUAGCUUCACGAGCAGCUCAGCCCUUUCUAAACAUCAGAAAAUCCACAUAGGGGACAGGCCCUACGAAUGCAGUGAAUGUGGGAAUACCUUCUCUUGGCAUUCAGCCUAUGUUAGCCAUCAGAGAAUCUGCAGCGGAGAUCAACACCAUAAAAACCUCUAGGGCUAUCAAUACUUUUUUUCUUUAAUACUUUUCCUGAUUCCCACAUAGUAGCUUUUAAAGCUGUUUGAACUGUUUGCAGCACCGUUAUCCCUCAGCUUGUCCAGAUGAGUGCCCCAUUUUUGCCUUUUGCAGUUUGCCCUCUUGAGGAGGAGCUAUUUGUCCUUUUCUCUUGUCCCAUGAGUAAUUCGACUGUGCGCUUCCUAUCAGGAACCAGGGAGUAUCACAUUUAUACCAUUCCUCUUAUUGCAAAGUUAUUGUUAGUCACCAGUGAUACAGAUUGUAUCUGUCAUAAAUAUAAAGGGAAGGGUAAACAUCUUUAAAAUCCCUCCUGGCCAGAGGAAAAACCCUUUCACCUGUAAAGGGUUAAGAAGCUAGGAUAACCUCGCUGGCACCUG